Lycium barbarum (goji berry) is the source of this 896-nucleotide messenger RNA. RefSeq names its product auxin-responsive protein IAA33. Gene Ontology annotation, molecular function: protein binding. Gene Ontology annotation, cellular component: nucleus. The transcript has 2 exons. Bases 198 to 647 code for a protein of 149 amino acids. NCBI's taxonomy places the organism in Eukaryota, Viridiplantae, Streptophyta, Magnoliopsida, Solanales, Solanaceae. The record is from RefSeq and is a predicted model, not a curated record. Gene Ontology annotation, biological process: regulation of DNA-templated transcription.
UCUCAGACCACCACCCGACAUUUGUGCUAUCUGUCUCUCUUUGUUCUCUAUACAUAAUCACUAAGUAAAAUUAUACGCAACCGGUACUAAUAUUAGCAUUACUACUACCACACCCUAGGCAUUUUCACUCCCUUUUCUUCUUCUACAAUACAAACAACAACCAACAAAAAGGUAUAGCGAUUAAAGUGUUUUUAGUGAUGAGCAGUUUUGAGUCACAAAGGCAAGAAUCAAUAAAGAAAAGACUAACAGCCUUAGAAAAAUACUAUCACAUGAGCAGUAGUUCAUCCCAUUUGUUGAUGAAACCAAGAUUUGAUGAGGAUAAAGAUCCACCAGCAGUGACAGUAGUACUCGAAGGGCGUUCGAUUUGCCAGAGGAUAAGUCUUCAUAAACAUGGUAGCUAUCAAAGCCUUGCUAAAGCCCUUAGGCAGAUGUUUGUCGAUAGUGGUGACAUUAUUGAUGCUGUUAAUGUUGUUGUUGAUCUUUCAAAUGCUGUACCUGGUCAUCUUAUUGCUUAUGAAGAUAUGGAAAAUGACCUCCUCCUUGUUGGUGAUCUCAACUGGAAAGAUUUCGUCAAGGUGGCUAAAAGAAUCCGAAUUUUGCCGGUGAAGUCAAAUUCAAGGAAGGGAAGAGUGGAGAAUACUAUGUAAUAUCUUUGGUUUUGUUUUAAUUCUUUUCCUUUUAUUUUUAUGUCACAUGGUUGAGUCUAUGUUGGAAUGUAUCCCCAAAAGAUAUGCAUGUCACUAAAGCAUAUUUAAUUUCGUUAGUACUAAGUUUUACUAGUUUUUUGUAACAAAUGGAUGUCUCAACACUCAAACUUUCUUUUUUGUCCAAUUUAAUGUUUAGCUCAAUAGAAGGGACAGAUAGUAAUUAAUUUAAUAUUUAUUUUGAUAUUUAAC